Molecule: messenger RNA, 2006 nt
Organism: Poecilia reticulata (guppy)
Lineage: Eukaryota; Metazoa; Chordata; Actinopteri; Cyprinodontiformes; Poeciliidae
Gene: smtna
Product: smoothelin a
Molecular function (GO): protein binding
Source: RefSeq, a predicted model, not a curated record
GGUAAUUAGAUAUUUGAGUUGUGAUUUUCUGACAUGAAUCGGCUGCAAGCUGCUGUAAUAUGUCAUUUUCUAAUUUCCAUACAUAUUAUUUGGAUAUUAAAGCCUGAAGUUCUGCCACUGCCUCGCUCUGUGUGAAACCGAGAUGGUUUCCCACCCCUGAGGUUUUCAGGAAAGCAAAGUCAGGCUCUCUGAAAACAGAAAAUACUUCAACAGUUCUACGAGGUCAACACUAGAUGGCGCAGUUUAUCUGAUUCAGAUACUAUCCUGAUGCCUGAAUGUCCCUUAACUUUUAAACCACUAAACAAUCUCUGCUGAUGUUUUAUAUUUUACCGAUGUUUCCCGGCAGAUGUCCGUGUUUGAAUUCCAAAUAUGUGCUCUGUCCGUCCGCCUAAAGAUUCCUCCACUUCUGUAAACAAAGUCCCUGUUCAGCCUUUUGCCUGAAUAAGGCAGUGCUCCUCACUUUUUGUCCCUGUUAACCCUUCACAUCCCAUACCGCUGCUGCACUCUGAAGGUAAAUUGCACUUAAAAGGAUUCAUGCAAAAACAUUAAAACACUGAUCUGAAGAGAUUCCUGAUAUCUUUGGCAUUGCAUCAUCCUGGAUCCUGUGACAGGAGGAGCAAAGAUUCAGUGGUGGAGAUGACAAAGAUGGAGGAAUUCAGAGGGUUUCCUCCUCCUUCUCCUUUAUCCUUUUUUGGGAGGUUCACAUAAGCAAUCUGAACUCUCUCUCCCCGGAACAAGCAUCUUUAUGAAACACUGAGACGUAAGUUGUGAUCUUCUGCACAAGGUUUAACAGAGGAGAAAGAAAGCGAGACGGGAGUGUUGCAUCCAGAACUCUGUCAUCAGAGGAGCUGGUUUGCAUCCUGAUAACAGCCAACCAGGUUCUCUAAUAAGACAUGGAGUCAAAAAAUGAAGGGUCAACACCGUUGACCAGUGAGAAACUGGCCUCUGUUGAGGAUGAAGAUGUUCUCAACAAAAUGCUGGACAGUGCAGCAGAUUUUGAAGAGAGGCGGAUGAUUCGAGCUGCUCUGAGGGAUCUGCUCAAGAAAAAGAGAGAAAAACGGGAGCAGGAGCGCGGGGUGAGGCAGCAAGACCUGAAACAGCAGGGCUUGAAUAAAGGAGGGACGACUGGAGGAGCAGUCGGCGUCGGAAGAGCAUCCGUGAACCAGCAGCCGUCGGUGAACAAGUCAGCAGGUCAGCCGUCGUCCUCCACUCCAAUCGGCAAGAGCUCAGGCAGGGCCGGUCCUGCUGCUGUCUCAGCCCAGAAAUGUUCCUUUGCUGAAUCACCCAACGCUAAAAAUGUCAAACAAAUGCUUCUGGACUGGUGCAGAGCCAAAACAGAGCCAUAUGAGGGGGUAGACAUCCAGAACUUCUCCUCCAGUUGGAAAGACGGCAUCGCCUUCUGCGCCUUGGUGCACCGAUUUUACCCCGACGCGUUCGAAUACUCCACCCUGAACCCCUACAAGCCCAGGGACAACUUCCAGCUGGCUUUCAGCACUGCAGAGAGGCUGGCAGGCUGCCCUCCUCUGCUGGAUGCUGAGGACUUGGUGCGGAUGAAGGAGCCCGACUGGAAGUGUGUGUACACAUACAUCCAGGAGUUUUACCGCUGCCUGGUGGAGAAGGGGCUCGUCAAAACCAAGAAGCGCCCAUAAGCCUCCGAGAGCCCACGAGUCACCGUGAUCUUUCCAGAUAAACACACCGAGAGAAAACUGAGGUCAAAAGGACGACUUUGUGAUCGUGUCCGGAUAAAUAUUUACCAUUCGAUCGGAGCCAUUUCACUGUGAACGAGCGGUGACAAAUGGUUGGUAUUAGUUUGCAGGAAAUUGUUGCUGUCUGUGUGAUUUAAGAGAACAGCUGGUGCUUAGGGUCAGUUCAUUCCUCUGAGAUUACACAUCUGCAUUAAUCCCACUGUGAGUCUGAGCAUGACCUUCGUGAUGAUGAUGAUGAUGAUGAUGAUGAUGAUGAUGAUGAUGAUGAUGAUGAUGAUGAUGAUGAUGAUGAUGAUGAUG